Molecule: messenger RNA, 471 nt
Organism: Schizophyllum commune H4-8
Lineage: Eukaryota; Fungi; Basidiomycota; Agaricomycetes; Agaricales; Schizophyllaceae
Product: 60S ribosomal protein L38
Exons: 4
Coding region: 70-315 (81 amino acids)
Biological process (GO): protein-RNA complex assembly; translation
Cellular component (GO): cytosolic large ribosomal subunit; ribosome
Molecular function (GO): structural constituent of ribosome
Source: RefSeq, a predicted model, not a curated record
CGGCACCAAAGUUUGAGAGGCGCCCACCCCGCUCAUCGACGCCGCCGACCCCCAAGAUUCCUCGUCAAGAUGCCGAAGGAAAUCCGUGACAUCAAGCAGUUCAUCCAGAUUGCUAUGCGGAAGGAUGCCACGCAGGCCCGCAUAAAAAAGACGGUCCCCAAGAAGGGCCAGAAGCAGCAGACGAAGUUUAAGGUCCGGUGCUCACGGUAUCUCUACACAUUAACGGUGGACGACCCGGAGAAGGCGGAGAAGCUCAAGCUCGGACUCCCCCCUGGUCUUGAGGUCCGCGAGAUUGAGCCCACGAAGAGGAAGUAGACGUCGAUCGCUCUCCUUCUCUUCUUUCACCACCUUCGGCAUGCCGGCGUUGGCGGCGGGUCUUAUGCAUAUGCACCGGGUCACAGCAGGCCUUGUAUGACUGUACCAUGCACACAUUCAAUUUAUGGUCAAAAGCAGCAUCGCGAGAGUCCUCAA